This is a messenger RNA of Amyelois transitella, 806 nucleotides long. RefSeq lists its product as uncharacterized. The record is from RefSeq and is a predicted model, not a curated record. Bases 11 to 553 code for a protein of 180 amino acids. Lineage: Eukaryota; Metazoa; Arthropoda; Insecta; Lepidoptera; Pyralidae. The transcript has 4 exons.
GGCAAUUACAAUGAUAGUGGUAAAUGGUAACUCUUUGUCGGAGCCCGAGCGUGCCGAGCAGGCUGCUUUGCGCGAGUAUUACGACCAAAAUGAUUACUUGCUCUCGGCGGAAGGCGUCUUGAAGAUGGUUUCAGUGAUCGCGUGCAUAGUAGUCUCCGUGUUCUACCUGUCGGCGGAGGCGUCGCAAUGCAGCGGCGCGCCGGCGCUGGCGUCCGGCGCGGGCGUCGUGGCGCUGGUGGCGGCCGGCGUCGCCGCGCUGUUAUACGCAGGCACCGCGCUGCAGCUGCCGCUAUACGCACCGCAGGUUUGGUUGUUUGCGGAUAUAAUAAUAUCCACAGUGCUGGGCGUCCUUCUCCUGGUUAUGGCUAUUUUGAGCUUGGUUUUCUGCGAAAGCACGAACUUCCUUGGGUUUUUACGCGCACCCCUGGGCAUGGUGGCGGCGGGGCUGGCGGUGGGCAGCGCGGGCGUGACGUUCGCGGGGGUGACCCGCCGGUGGGACGCCGCGUCCGCCCGCGAGCCCCGGAGGCCCGCGCCCGUCGAACAGGAGGCCUAAUUCAGCAGUUAUUUUUCGUUCGGGCAGUAUAUUAUCGUUCCAUUUCAAUUGGGGAAUACCUUGCUUGUAUUGGAUAAGAACCUCUAUAAGUACUUAAUUGGUCCAGCUUAAAUGUACAGAGUUAGAUUUAAGAACUAGUACAAUAUAGAUGCAUUUGUAAAAUUUGUAUAAGAAAUUUUUGUUGUUGUACUAUCUCUAUACAUAUACCUGAUUGUAUCUACAUUUAUAAAAAAAAUAAAGUGAUUCUUUGACU